This is a messenger RNA of Molossus molossus (Pallas's mastiff bat), 1050 nucleotides long. RefSeq names its product replication factor C subunit 2-like. Gene Ontology annotation, cellular component: nucleus; DNA replication factor C complex. The record is from RefSeq and is a predicted model, not a curated record. Gene Ontology annotation, biological process: DNA-templated DNA replication; DNA repair. Gene Ontology annotation, molecular function: DNA clamp loader activity; DNA binding; ATP hydrolysis activity. Lineage: Eukaryota; Metazoa; Chordata; Mammalia; Chiroptera; Molossidae.
AUGGAGGUGGAGGAGAGCUACGGUGGUGGUGGGUCCCAGGAUCCUUCCCCGGGCCCCAGCAAGGCCCCCGGGAGCGCUGGCCACUAAGAGCUGCCGUGGGUUGAGAAGUAUAGACCAAUAAAGUUGAAUGAAAUUGUUGGGAAUGAAGACACUGUGAGCAGGCUGGAGAUCUUUGCACGAGAAGGGAAUAUGCCCAAUAUUAUCAUUGCUGGCCCCCCAGGAACUGGCAAAACCACAAGCAUCCUGUGUUUGGCAGGAGCCCUUCUGGGCCCAGCUCUCAAAGAUGCCGUUUUGGAACUUAAUGCCUCAAAUGACAGGGGUAUUGAUGUUGUGAGGAACAAAAUCAAAAUGUUUGCUCAACAGAAAGUCACUCUUCCCAAAGGACGACACAAGAUCAUCAUCCUGGAUGAAGCAGACAGCAUGACUGAUGGAGCCCAGCAAGCCUUGAGGAGAACCAUGGAAAUCUACUCCAAAACAACUCGCUUUGUACUUGUUUGUAAUGCUUCGGAUAAAAUCAUAGAGCCCAUUCAGUCCCGGUGCGCAGUCCUCCGCUACACAAAGCUGACCGAUGCCCAGAUCCUCGCGAGGUUAAUGAAUAUGAUCGAGAAGGAGAAGGUGCAGUACACUGACGAUGGUCUGGAAGCCAUUAUCUUCACCGCCCAGGGAGACAUGAGGCAGGCAUUGAACAACUUGCAGUCUACUUUCUCGGGAUUCGGCUUCAUUAACAGUGAGAAUGUGUUCAAGGUCUGUGACCAGCCGCACCCGCUGCUGGUGAAGGAGAUGAUCCAGCACUGUGUGAAUGCCAACAUCGACGAAGCCUACAAGAUUCUCGCUCACCUGUGGCAUCUUGGCUAUUCACCAGAAGACAUCAUUGGCAACAUUUUUCGAGUGUGUAAAACCUUCCAAAUGGCAGAAUACUUGAAACUGGAGUUUAUUAAGGAAAUUGGAUACACUCACAUGAAAAUAGCCGAAGGUGUGAACUCCCUUCUGCAGAUGGCAGGGCUCCUGGCCAGGCUGUGUCAGAAGACAAUGGCCCCAGUGGCCAGUUAG